CAGCGACCUCACGCUGUGUCCGUCCCUCUCUCCACCGCAGGCCUUGUACGAGCGCUGUGACCGGCUGAGGCCCAGCCUGUUCCGUCUGGCCAGCGACACGACGGACGACGACGCUGCUCUGGCGCAGGUCCUGGCGGCCAACGACGAUAUUACGCUCGUAGUUAACGCCUACAAAGACCAGGUGGGGAAAAGAGAGUCCAACGGUGGAAGAGAGAGAAGAAGCGAAGAAGAAGCGAGGAGUAAAAACAGCGCUCCUCCGAGUCCCAGAGAGAUUAAAUGUUACCACCUCAUCGACCUGUCGGUUCUAGAUUCUCCUCAGACUCACAGAAAAUCUGAUUCACCUCCGUCCUUUGACUCUUCUCCUCUGUAUCUCUCCUCUCACCUGGACAACACCUCACACCCUGUACCCGACUCCUCGGACUCAGAGUUUGAUAAAAAGGCCUCGAAACAGGAGACCACGAAGUCGUAUUAUGAGGAAGUGAUGCAGCUUAAUGAAGAUGUUCAGAAGAGGAACGCCGAGCAGAGCGGAGGGAGAGGACCUCUGCUGAGAGCUCGAGGAUGUGGAGGCAGCAGCAUCGGAUCGAACGGGACAAACACUUGGUCUUUCUCUCAAAAUCAACAGUUCAGUGGCUCAGGAUCAAAUUACAAGACACCAACUGAAGUGUCCGCAGAGACAGUUUGUCCUCCACUGCUACUGAAACACGUCUUCGUGCCAAUGGACACCAUCAAAUCCAGUCAGCUGGAGCCGAUCACUUUAUUCGAUCAGGGCGGCGUCCACAUCUCUCUUCAUUUUGCCAGAAACUCUCCGGUGGGUCAUCCGGGUGUCGCUGUGGUCGUCAUCUCCGCCGUGAACACGUCCACCCUCGACGUUAGAGACUUCCUGUUUCAAGCUGCUGUUCCCAAGACCAUGUUGGUGAAACUUCAACCUGCCUCUGGGACGCACCUCCCUCCAUACAACCCCCUCCUGCCUCCGCCUGCCACCUCCCAGGUCCUCCUGCUGGCCAAUCCUCAGAAG
Messenger RNA from Paralichthys olivaceus (Japanese flounder), 1015 nucleotides. The record is from RefSeq and is a predicted model, not a curated record. NCBI's taxonomy places the organism in Eukaryota, Metazoa, Chordata, Actinopteri, Pleuronectiformes, Paralichthyidae.